CCCUCCUAUAUCUCGAUGGUGCAGAACAACCAAUUUGGUGGGCACCCGACCGAAGAUCCGAACCAAUCUUGACCCAGUUUUUGCAAAUUUGUGAUUUGGUCAAGUACAAUGGUGUCUCCGAGGAUGCCAUACGGCUGCGUCUAUUUCCCUUCUCUCUAAGGGAUAAAGCUCGGAGUUGGUUGUCGAUGAUUUCUGAUGGGAGCAUUAAGACUUGGGAGGAGUUGAACCAAAAGUUCUUGCUUAAAUAUUUUCCUCCAAGCAAGUCGAUGCAACUGAAAAGCGAGAUUACUCAAUUCAAGCAACAAGACUCGGAGCCUUUAUACGAGGCGUGGGAUCGAUUUAGAGAGUUGUUGCGAAGAUGCCCUCGACAUGGUUUUCCAGAUGAUCAACAACUUUGUUUCUUCUAUAACGGGUUGUUGGGGCAAACGAGAGCCUUCGUAGAUGCGGCUGCUGGAGGAGUUUUAUCGGCUAAAACACCGGAGGAAGCGUCCAAUUUAUUGGAAGAGAUGGCCGUGAAUAGUUAUCAGUGGCCUUCCGAGAGGUCGAGCAUUAGACGAGUGGCGGAGGUGACAUCUUCUGAUCCAAUUAAGGAGUUAGCAGCUCAAAUGUCGUCAUUGACGAUGAAAUUAAAUGCUUUGACAAAAGGAGCUGAUGAGAUGAGUGGAGGACAAGGCAACGUGUUACCACUGGAUCCCUUACCAGAGGCUAAUUAUAUCAAUAAUCGGAACUUCAGCAAUUAUCACUCCAAUCCGGUGCCGGGUUUCUAUCACCCGAAUAAUAGGAAUCAUGAAAAUUUUUUCUAUGGAAACACGAAGAAUCUUAAGGACCCCGGAAGCUUUACUGUGCCUUGCACAAUCGGGAACAUUUUCUUUAGCAAAGCUUUAUGUGAUCUUGGUUCAAGUAUUAAUCUUAUGCCUUUGUCGAUUUUCAGGAAGCUAGGAUUGGGAGAAGUGAAGCCAUCUACGGUAAUCUUGCAAUUAGCGGAUCGUUCGGUAACAUAUCCCAAGGGGAUUGUUGAGGAUGUGCUUGUCAAGAUUGAUAAAUUUAUAUUUCCAGUGGAUUUCGUUGUGUUGGACAUGGAGGAAGAUAACGAGGUGCCAUUGAUUUUAGAAAGACCGUUUCUAGCGGCGGAAGAUGCCUUGAUUGACGUCAAAAAGGGAGAACUUACUUUGCGUGUUAAUGAUGAGCAUGUGUUAUUUUCUAUAGGGAAAAUUACAUUUUACCUACCUAACUAUCCGAAAAUUUACACUUUGCCCACAAAACUUUUUUUUGUUACACUUUGCCUACCUAACUUUGAUUUUUUGUACACUUUGCCAUUUCCGGGUAUUAUCCCAUCUCUUUGCAUGCAUAAAAUAAGAGUAGAAGAAGAUUAUAGACCCUCUGUGCAAAACCAACGACGCUUGAACCCUGUUAUGCAAGAAGUUGUUAGGAAGGAAGUGCUUAAAUGGUUAGAUGUCGGGAUUAUUUUUGCAAUUUCUGAUAGUGAGUGGGUGAGUCCGGUGCAAGUUGUGCCGAAAAAGGGAGGAAUGAUA
Messenger RNA from Striga hermonthica, 1532 nucleotides. NCBI's taxonomy places the organism in Eukaryota, Viridiplantae, Streptophyta, Magnoliopsida, Lamiales, Orobanchaceae. The record is from the annotation of a GenBank genome assembly.